CCAGCCCCUCGCGGGAGAUCCUUUCAGUCACCGCCAGGGGAGCGGACCGCCGCGCUCAGCCCCGGCACAGCCGGGGCCAAUUUCGCCGUUGGCGGCGGGUUUGUGAUGCGCAGGUCUCCAGGCCAAAGGAAGCCCGCCUCUCGGUGGCGAAGCGAUUAUUGGCUGAGCGGGCUGUCAAUCACCAGGGCAAUAAAUACCGGAGGCGCGGGCUCCUCGGUCAGGAAGGCCGGGAGCGCGCGGCGUGCCUGGAGUCCCCUGCGCGAGCCGCGCGGGUCGCCGUCCCCGGGGUCGGAUCUGACUGUCGAUACUCGGUAGUAACUGGAGUAGAUAAGAAGAGGGGCCCCUCCCGUCGUUCCCUCCGGGCCGGGCCGGCGUGAUGGCAGACACCGCAGCGACGGGUGCCAGCGGGGAAGCGAUGGCGGCGGCGGCGGCGGCAGGUUCCGCGGGUCUGGCGGGCUUGUCUCUGGGUCACGGCUUCUCGAGCUACCGGCCCUUCGAGCCCCAGGCGCUGGGCCUGAGCCCGAGCUGGCGGCUGACGGGCUUCUCCGGCAUGAAGGGCUGAGGCUGCAAGGUCCCCCAGGAGACGCUGCUCAAACUCCUGGCGGGACUGACGCGGCCGGACGAGCGGCCCCAGCUGGGCCGGGCCCUGGUGGGAGGCCCUGAGGAGGCGGCCCGGGAAGCCGGCCUGGCGGCCCUGGCGGAAUCCAGCCCACCUUUCCCCGCCCUGGGCAUCGGCAUGGACUCCUGCGUCAUACCCCUGAGGCACGGAGGCCUGUCCCUGGUGCAGACCACGGACUUCUUUUACCCCCUGGUGGAGGAUCCCUACAUGAUGGGGCGCAUCGCGUGUGCCAACGUGCUGAGUGACCUGUAUGCCAUGGGCAUCACCGAAUGUGACAACAUGUUAAUGUUACUCAGCGUCAGCCAGGCUAUGAGUGAGGAGGAACGAGAAAAGAUCACCCCGCUCCUGGUCAAAGGCUUUCGGGACGCUGCUGAGGAAGGCGGGACUGCGGUGACUGGCGGGCAGACUGUGGUAAACCCCUGGAUCAUCGUGGGCGGGGUUGCCACGGUGGUAUGUCAGCCCAAUGAAUUCAUAAUGCCGGACAGCGCAGUUGUCGGGGAUGUGCUCGUGUUAACCAAACCCUUAGGCACCCAAGUCGCUGUCAAUGCCCACCAGUGGCUGGAGAACCCCGAGAGAUGGAGUAAGAUAAAGAUGGUGGUCUCCCGAGAAGAGGUGGAGCUGGCCUAUCAGGAAGCCAUGUUCAACAUGGCAACCCUCAACAGAACUGCCGCGGGGCUCAUGCACACGUUUAAUGCCCAUGCAGCCACAGAUAUCACAGGCUUUGGCAUCCUGGGACACUCUCAGAACCUUGCGAAACAACAGAGAAAUGAGGUGUCCUUUGUCAUCCAUAAUCUGCCAAUCAUUGCCAAGAUGGCUGCCAUCAGCAAGGCCAGUGGGCGCUUUGGGCUCCUCCAAGGAACCUCGGCAGAAACUUCCGGGGGCUUACUGAUUUGCUUGCCGAGGGAACAGGCUGCUCGCUUUUGUUCUGAAAUCAAAUCUUCCAAGUAUGGAGAGGGUCACCAAGCAUGGAUCGUGGGCAUUGUGGAGAAGGGGAACCGGACGGCGCGGAUCAUUGACAAGCCUCGAGUUAUUGAGGUCCUACCUCGUGGGGCCACUGCUGCAGCGCUUGCUCCUGACCACUCCAAUGCGUCUUCUGAACCUAGCUCCUGAGAUGGGAUAGCAGAAGUACUUUGGACCGUGGAGCCUUUGUACACAAUCAGGGAUGAUUCUGAAGAGCUGAUUUUAAGAACAUGUUUCCAAAGAAGGCUGCCUGCUAGUAGUUUCAGUUGCCCCUUCCAGGUGAUUUGAAUCAGCCCAUCAUAAGCUGCACAUCCCAAGGCCAGAAGUAGCAUUUUGGACUUCAGGGGACGGUUGUUUAGUUUGGGCUUAGUAAAGGAGCAGAAAAACCUGUUUCCUCCUUCCAAGAGCUAAAUGAGGCUGUUCCAGUUUGAUGGGAUUGCAGAUAUAUAUAUAGUUGAACCAAUACUGUUGAUAAAUAUAAAUUGUUAAGAAAGAUCUUAUAAUGCAAUGUCAGGUUGUUUAUUAGAUUUUUUUGAAAUACUCUCUCUUUCCUGCUCUGGACAAGAAUUGAGCAGCUUGUCCAAUGACUGGGAAAGGAGGAUGUGAACCAUCUGACUUGGUCUCUGUUAAUGAUGUCUCUCCCUCCAAACCCCUUUAGGGACUGGGAGAGGCAGAGCAAGCCCUAGAGCCCAGGCCUCAGUGGUCAUUAAGAUGUUAAAUUUAGUGCUGAAAAUUCCUGAUGAUUGAAUCAAUAAAGUGAUUUCUAGUGAAAUAAAUAGAAA
This is a messenger RNA of Miniopterus natalensis, 2361 nucleotides long. Lineage: Eukaryota; Metazoa; Chordata; Mammalia; Chiroptera; Miniopteridae. The record is from RefSeq and is a predicted model, not a curated record.